AUGGAUGGCGUGAAGAUGACCACAAUAGCUAGAUAUCAUAGGUACACUCUCUUUGACCACAAACACAACGAUAAUAUACGCCUCGAUCUACAGAGGUGCACGUUCAAGGAUGUACGAAUCAAAAGAAACCUAAAUGGAGUGCAGAUGAACCCACGUGGAAAGCUAGGGAAACAGCCACAUACCCAUUUUCCUUUACCUGGGACGACGGAGGCCGUUCCUACGACUAACGACAAUCGUCCAUAA
Messenger RNA from Morchella importuna, 243 nucleotides. RefSeq lists its product as uncharacterized. NCBI's taxonomy places the organism in Eukaryota, Fungi, Ascomycota, Pezizomycetes, Pezizales, Morchellaceae. The transcript is spliced from 2 exons. Bases 1 to 243 code for a protein of 80 amino acids. The record is from RefSeq and is a predicted model, not a curated record.